AUGGCUUCAAAGCCCACAAUGUCUCUAGCAUUGCUCUCUUUAGUGGUGGUGCUAGUUCUGGCUGUGGGGGCUAAUGCAGGUGGAAUUGCUAUAUAUUGGGGUCAAAAUGGAAAUGAAGGCACAUUAGCUGAAACUUGUGCUUCAGGGAAUUACCAAUUUGUAAACAUAGCUUUUCUCUCCUCAUUUGGCAAUGGCCAAACCCCCAUGAUCAACCUCGCCGGUCACUGUGACCCAUCGACGAACGAAUGUACCAAGUUGAGCCCACAGAUAAAGUCAUGCCAAGCCAAGGGGAUUAAGGUCAUUCUCUCCAUAGGAGGAGGUGCUGGCAGCUAUUCUCUAACCUCAGCUAAUGAUGCAAGGCAAGUUGCUACUUAUCUGUGGAACAACUUCUUGGGAGGACACUCCUCUUCAAGGCCAUUGGGAGCUGCUGUUUUGGAUGGAAUUGAUUUUGAUAUUGAGGGAGGGACCGACCAGCAUUGGGAUGACCUUGCAAGGUACCUCUCUGUAUAUAGCAAGAAAGGAAAGAAAGUUUACUUGACUGCUGCCCCACAAUGUCCCUUUCCUGAUGCUUGGGUUGGAAAUGCCCUUAAGACAGGCCUCUUUGACAAUGUUUGGGUUCAGUUCUACAACAACCCUCCCUGCCAGUACACUUCCGGAGAUGUGGCCAAUCUCGAAGACUCGUGGAAGCAAUGGACUUCAGCCAUUCCUGCACAUAAGAUUUUCUUGGGAUUGCCUGCUGCACCUCAAGCUGCUGGCAGUGGAUUUAUUCCUGCAACUGAUCUCAACUCACAAAUCCUUCCAGCUAUAAAAAAAUGGGCUAAGUAUGGAGGUGUCAUGCUCUGGUCCAAGUAUUAUGAUGAUAUCACUGGAUACAGCUCCUCCAUCAAGAAUCAAGUCUAG
Messenger RNA from Prunus dulcis (almond), 900 nucleotides. RefSeq names its product hevamine-A-like. The transcript has a single exon. The coding region runs from base 1 to 900 and encodes 299 amino acids. Gene Ontology annotation, biological process: carbohydrate metabolic process. NCBI's taxonomy places the organism in Eukaryota, Viridiplantae, Streptophyta, Magnoliopsida, Rosales, Rosaceae. Gene Ontology annotation, cellular component: extracellular region. Gene Ontology annotation, molecular function: chitinase activity. The record is from RefSeq and is a predicted model, not a curated record.